GAUCAAUUCAACUCAAUGGUAGUCAACAAUGCCAACUAAUGCCUUAACAACCUCCUGAACGUUUACUUUUUUUUUAUUGUAACUUCUAUCAUACAAACGAUGGCACGAGUGAUGAAUGGUUAACGCCUUACUGAAAUGCGAUGAUUGGAUUGGUCUGUUAUGCGUAACUUUUUUGUCAGGGUGCGUGAGAGGGAGGGAGGGAUCAUGGCGUUCAACUUCAUUUCCCAAGGCUUCACCAAUAUCCAACCCACCAACACCGAGCUAAAGUUACCGCACUCUCUUUUUCCCCCCUUCCCCCCUUCCUCAUCCUCUUCCCUUUUCUAUUCUUCUCGCUUCCUACAAAAUUUCGCCUCGGGAGGGUUUCGUGGGAAGGGAAGGACCUUUUUUAUUCAUUUUCAUUUUCGCUCGUUCAAUUUCCAGUAAUUACUUUUUUUACUCUCUUUGCCCUUCUGGCCAAUUCAUUUGCCCUUUCGCUCGUUCGAUUCCCAAUCCGCCAACGCAACCGCCGGGAGCACGAGAAAGAAGCUUAGAAGGGUUUAAACGGCUUCUCUCGCGUGCAGCCCAAGCCGCACGCCGCACCGCUAGCGGUAAUUGGAAUCCCCUUCAGCAUCAUACCAUUCCUAUUCUCCUUUCCCUUCUCCGUCCUUUCGAACCGACUCUUACCCCCCCCCCGUCGACAAUCCCGCCGCUCUGGUUUCCGCCGCCUUUCCGCACUCUCCCAUUCAUUCGCAGUGCCUGAAAACCUAGAACCUAGAAUCCAAAAUUAUCAUAACUUAUCUACAAUAUUAUACAGCUUACGGACGGCUCUUUUGUGCCUCCCAAAGUCCUCAAUUAUUUAUUCUGAUUUUCCUCUCGCUUGUGCUACAUUUGGUCUCUCCCCCCUCUAAACUUCCAUCCCCCCCGUCUCACUCCCCUUUCCCUUUCCCACAACUCUCCCCCCAUCUGUUUCCUUCGUCCUUUCUUUCCUGUUGUUUUCUCCUUCUUGUGCCUUGCCCAGUCCCCUGUCUUCACUCCCCCCCCCCCAGCCCUGCUGUUUUAGUUGUGCUCCAUUCGUUGGCGGCUGUCAACUAAUCGAAAAAAUCACCCCCAGCAACGCAGGGACGCUCAUUAAACUUCCUUUACAAUCUAUCUCGUCGUCUCUCAGCAACCAUCGCCUUUCUCUCCCUCUUCCCUUCCUUUUCCCCUUCCCGCCGACCAUCCUCGUCCCCGUCCGUCCGAUCGAUUUGCUUUCGACCGUGAUCCUCUCGGCCUUUCUCUUUUGUGUGUUCGCUUUUUCCUUUCCACCGCGGAAGUCGCCACUGAAAAAAAAAAAAAGGGUUUCUCGUGCACGAGGCUGCUUCUACGGGGUUAGAUUCGAAGUCGUGGGCUCAUCCUGGGAUAUCAUCUUUUUUCUUUGAUUUCUGUCUUCCCUUCUGGGCGGGAGUUUGGAAUAAUAAGGAGGCCUAGAAUCGAAAGUGGGAGAAAGAAGAAAAAAUAAAGGGUUGUUUUUUCGCGAACCGAAGCUGUUUCUAAAUUUCUUCUAGACCAAGUUGCUCGAUAUUUUGGACUUUUCUGUCUUCUCUUUUCUAAGAUGUCUACCGAGAAACAAGCACCCUUGAAUGGGGACGUGACAUCUGGCUCCGCCACGCGGGCAAUCUCACACGAGCGAAGUUCGUCGAAUGUUACUGAUUCAGAUAAAGGCCGUAAUUCGGAGUCAUCCCCUUUAGCACCCCCGGCACCCCCCAUUAGAACUUCGUCGAUACAACCAAUUGCCCCACGCUCCUCUGCAGACGAACCUUCAUCAUCUCCAUCAACACCUGUGCCUCCUCCAUCAACCUCGACUGCUGGAACCGAGGUGCCGCCACCUGCUGCGCUGUCAACUGCUAACGCCUCCGCUUCUCAGAAGCGAAACUCGUUGCUCGCUGUCCCCACCCGGACGUCAUCAACAAAGCAGGCUGAGCAGUCACCAACCUCCACAAGCAGUACCGCUGUCACCGCGACCGGCGACAAUACGUCUACCACCAGUCGUAAGGGAAGGCGGAGAAGAGAGGCGGGGAGUAAUGGGAGUAGUUUGAACUCUGGUGAAGAAGGACGUCCUCGCAAACAGGCUGGCGGUUUGGGGAAGUUUUUCGGAUUUUUAUGCUGCCGAAGUGGCGCAUCUGCGGAGGAAAUGCAACCCGGUCCACGCAGGACUAAUAAGAGGCCUGGAUCUGCAUCUUCCCGCAAAGCAACUCCUGUCGGGAAAGAGCAUGCACUUAAAACUUCAAAAGAUAGCGGUGUUGCCGAAUCUAGGGAUGCAGCGGAUGCUGGGAAGCCUGGGGAUGAUGGCAAUACAAUCCGUUCCGAGACCACCAAGGGGGACCCGACAUCUGCCGCAUCUGUUGCGUUAAGCUCCGGAUCCGAGGAUGAGGAUAAGAUAAAGCGGGUGGAUGGUGAAGUUCUUGUUGGGGAGAAGAUUGUUGUAAAAGAUGACUCCACUGCCAAAGAAGGGGCGGGGGCGGGGCAAAACAGUUCCUUGUUGUCCGGUAGCACACCAACUGUCACCAUACAGGCGCCUACACCAACGGCGCCCCAAACCGAAAAAGACGAGCCCGAUUUUACUACUUCCGACCCCCAGUCGUCGAAGGAGGCCGGCACCUCGACUUCAGAGGAUAUUGAGAUGCGCGAUGCAGAUGGUGAAGAUUAUGACGCUACCGGAAAGAAGGGCUCGGAGCUCAAGAUUCAGUUGCCACUUCCUCCACAUUCCGAGGAAUCUGGUCGGGAUAGUGAGAGUGAUGACACACAGCAGAGGAGCUCGGAUGGAGGUUAUCCCCACGACCCCCGCGAUGCCGCGUUAAUACGUACACCGUCGCUGGACGAGAGGCAGCAGUGGUUGCUACCUCCGCUAGCUCCCAGAUUCGAGGGAAAGAAGUGCUUGGUACUGGACUUGGACGAGACCCUGGUACAUAGUAGCUUCAAGGUCUUGCACCAAGCCGAUUUUACUAUUCCUGUAGACAUCGAGGGGAGUUUUCACAAUGUCUAUGUUAUUAAGAGACCCGGUGUAGAUGAGUUCAUGAAGAGAGUUGGUGAACUAUACGAGGUCGUUGUAUUUACAGCUUCUGUCUCGAAGUAUGGCGAUCCGUUACUAGAUCAGCUAGAUAUCCAUCACGUCGUCCAUCAUCGCCUUUUCAGGGAUAGUUGCUUCAACAACCAGGGAAAUUAUGUGAAGGAUCUAUCCCAACUUGGCCGGGACCUUAAGGAUACUAUCAUCAUCGACAACUCCCCUACAAGUUACAUCUUCCACCCACAACACGCCGUGCCUAUUAGCAGUUGGUUUUCCGAUGCUCACGACAACGAGUUAUUAGAUCUCAUCCCCGUUCUAGAGGAUCUGUCGACACAAGACGUUCGGGAUGUAACGCUGGUCCUGGACGUAUCCCUGUGACGAUCCGUAUAGGUGGCUCCUUGUGGUGGCUUUCGAUGUUAUGGUGGAUUUGCUUUUCUUGGUCUUUCUAUUUUGAAAAUGGGGUUUCUUGCAUCAACACAUGGUGAGAUGCCGAUAAUUACGGCUGUACAACUGCGUGCAUAAUUUUUGGGGAGUAUGUGAUUGAAAAAGCGCAAUCAUUGGAUGGAGCAGCUGCGGUAGGAUGUCUACUCAUACAAAAAUGCUGGUCGAUGGGAAAUGCUGUUGGGAUCAGGAACUGAGGCGAGAUUCCUUGGAACGUGAUCUAAGGCCUUUUAUUCCUUGCCACUGGCUUAUUGUCCAGUAUAUCUUUUUUUAUGUUCUCGUUUUUGUCUUUUUUCCCUGAUAUUCCACGCCCAUGGGCGUUGAAUCUCAUUCAGCUGGCUACUGCCGUGUUUCUUUUGUAAUGCUUCUCGCACACUACCCCUCUCCUAUUAUCUUAUUGUUAACUCUGCAUACUGUAUAUGCUGUUUUUUAUAUCCUCCUUUCUUUUUUGUUCUCAUCUUCCGCCUCCAUUAUUUUUUCCUCCCUUUUAUUUUCUGCUGAUUCAUUCUCGAACAUGCUUCAGGAGUCUUUAUUUUGCGCAAAAAAUCUUUCGUGUAUCUGGGGUCAGCGAUCUUUUGAUAUUAUCUCGUUUUUUCUUUUUCUUUUUCUUUUUCUCUUCUCAUUUUCAUUUCUUCGUCUUCACUUUCCCUUUGUAAAGCCCCAAUCAUAGUAGCUUUAUUCUUGUGACUCUAUUACUGAACCCUUUCUUUCUUUAGUACCUGCUGCUCUUCUCGGCAUUCUCUCUUUUUCUCUCCUCUAUUGCUUAGCGGUGGGACUGGUAUGCGGGGAAAGCAUCAAUGGAAGCAGUUUU
Molecule: messenger RNA, 4274 nt
Organism: Tuber melanosporum (Perigord truffle)
Lineage: Eukaryota; Fungi; Ascomycota; Pezizomycetes; Pezizales; Tuberaceae
Exons: 5
Coding region: 1571-3400 (609 amino acids)
Cellular component (GO): plasma membrane
Molecular function (GO): phosphoprotein phosphatase activity
Source: RefSeq, a predicted model, not a curated record